Messenger RNA from Nematolebias whitei (Rio pearlfish), 584 nucleotides. RefSeq names its product activating signal cointegrator 1 complex subunit 3. The record is from RefSeq and is a predicted model, not a curated record. Lineage: Eukaryota; Metazoa; Chordata; Actinopteri; Cyprinodontiformes; Rivulidae. Gene Ontology annotation, molecular function: 3'-5' DNA helicase activity; RNA binding. Gene Ontology annotation, cellular component: nucleus. The transcript has 6 exons. The coding region runs from base 15 to 584 and encodes 189 amino acids.
CCAAACAGGAUGCCAUGGACUACAUCACCUGGACAUACUUCUUCAGACGGCUGGUGAUGAACCCCAGUUACUACAGUCUAGAAGACAUCAGCCAUGAGUCCAUAAACAAAUAUCUGUCCAACUUGGUGGAGAGAAGCUUUCGGGACCUGGAGUGUUCUUACUGCAUUGAGAUCAAAGAGGAUGAUCGAAGCAUUGAGCCACUGACAUAUGGUCACAUCUCCUCCUAUUACUACCUGAAACAUCAGACCAUCCGGAUGUUUAAGGAGCGGCUGAAGGCAGAGCUGCCAAUCCACGAGCUGCUGUCUGUCCUCACAGAUGCAGAGGAAUAUUCUGAACUGCCGGUCAGACACAAUGAAGAUCAGCUCAACAACCAGCUGGCUCAGCAGCUCCCUCUUCAGGUCAACCCCCACUCCUUUGACAGUGCCCACACCAAGACCCACUUGCUGCUGCAGGCCCACUUCAGCCACGCCCAGUUGCCGUGCAGUGACUACAACACUGAUACCAAGACAGUACUAGACAAUGCUAUUCGGAUCUGCCAGAAGGCCAUCAUUAACACCCUGAAGCAAGAGGAUCAGAUGAUCUAG